Molecule: messenger RNA, 1001 nt
Organism: Cebus imitator (Panamanian white-faced capuchin)
Lineage: Eukaryota; Metazoa; Chordata; Mammalia; Primates; Cebidae
Product: rho guanine nucleotide exchange factor 9
Exons: 4
Coding region: 399-1001 (200 amino acids)
Molecular function (GO): protein binding; guanyl-nucleotide exchange factor activity
Source: RefSeq, a predicted model, not a curated record
ACUCCAGCACAGCGGGAGGCAGGCAGAGGUAGCAGCUGCUUUCUCCUGGGCGGGCGGAGGCUAUUCGCCCCCAUCCUCUCCCAGCACCCCACCCCCACAGUUCUCAAGCCUUCGUGGGGGACAAAGGCAGCCCUUUGGGACACCCCCCCACAUUCGCACCUCUCCCUGCCAAGACCUCUAGGAGCAGCAGGGCGGAUAGACAGAGCCUGCCGUUCGGCAUGGAACAACCUGACUGAAGGCGAGGUCCGGGGCGGAGGGGAUUGGGCUGUAGGGCUGUGGAGGAGGGGAGGCGGAGGGGGCGCUGGGGCUCUCGCUUGCUUCAACCCAGCCCUCCUAGUCAGCCCGCGACAACUCUCACCAGCUACGGGGCCUCAGAGAAGCCGGACUUCGCGAGCACCAUGCAGUGGAUAAGGGGCGGAUCGGGAAUGCUGAUCACUGGAGAUUCCAUCGUUAGUGCUGAGGCAGUAUGGGAUCACGUCACCAUGGCCAACCGGGAGUUGGCAUUUAAGGCUGGCGACGUCAUCAAAGUCUUGGAUGCUUCCAACAAGGAUUGGUGGUGGGGCCAGAUCGACGAUGAGGAGGGAUGGUUUCCUGCCAGCUUUGUGAGGCUCUGGGUGAACCAGGAAGAUGAGGUGGAGGAAGGGCCCAGUGAUGUGCAGAACGGACACCUGGACCCCAACUCAGACUGCCUCUGUCUGGGGCGGCCACUACAGAACCGGGACCAGAUGCGGGCCAAUGUCAUCAAUGAGAUCAUGAGUACCGAGCGUCACUACAUCAAACACCUUAAGGAUAUUUGUGAGGGCUAUCUGAAGCAGUGCCGGAAAAGAAGGGACAUGUUCAGCGAUGAGCAACUGAAGAUAAUCUUUGGGAACAUUGAAGAUAUCUACAGAUUUCAGAUGGGCUUUGUGAGAGACCUGGAGAAACAGUAUAAUAAUGAUGACCCCCACCUCAGCGAGAUAGGACCCUGCUUCCUAGAGCAUGUAAGUACCUUAUCCAUAUAG